Cercopithifilaria johnstoni is the source of this 357-nucleotide messenger RNA. The record is from the annotation of a GenBank genome assembly. NCBI's taxonomy places the organism in Eukaryota, Metazoa, Nematoda, Chromadorea, Rhabditida, Onchocercidae.
AUGUCAGGCUCUUCGCUGCAAUGUGCUGCAGCAUGCGUAUGUGUGUGUAUGUGUGCAUAUGUAUGUGUGUAUGUAUGUAUGUGUGAGUGUGCCAAAAAUGUAACCGCAGAGAGUGUAUCUAUAGCUGCUGCUGCUGCGGCAAUGUCCGGGAUGGGACCGCCCUCCCGGAGAGACGCAACCCAUCGAAUAGAGACUUUAGCAGGUUACGAGAGGAAUGGUGGACAGAGGGUGCGUGGGAGGAUACAAUGGCUCGAAGAUAGACGAUGUGGUUGGUGGAGGAAGCAGCACGUUAUACGACCUCUGAUGAUAGUGUACGAAGCAACGGUAGAAGGAGUAAUGCCUUCGUCCGCCUCAUAG